Messenger RNA from Mycena indigotica, 420 nucleotides. RefSeq names its product ARM repeat-containing protein. Gene Ontology annotation, biological process: phosphatidylinositol biosynthetic process; positive regulation of kinase activity. The transcript is spliced from 4 exons. Gene Ontology annotation, cellular component: PAS complex; endosome membrane; fungal-type vacuole membrane. The coding region runs from base 1 to 420 and encodes 139 amino acids. NCBI's taxonomy places the organism in Eukaryota, Fungi, Basidiomycota, Agaricomycetes, Agaricales, Mycenaceae. The record is from RefSeq and is a predicted model, not a curated record.
AUGGAGUCCGCAAUCGCCAAACAACUCGUGGACAAGAUCUAUGAGAAGCGGAAGGCCGCAGCGCUUGACCUCGAAAAGCAAAUCCGAGAAUGUCACCAACAAGGAGACCAACGAAGAAUAAGCCAGAUAAUUGACCAGCUGGUCGACAUGUUUAGCAACACUCACAACGCGCUCCACAUCCGCAAUGGUGGUCUCAUCGGGCUUGCAGGCACUGCAAUUGCCCUCGGCGUCGAUGUCGCGCCGUAUAUGGAUAAGUUUGUCUACCCGCUGCUCGACUGUUUCGUCGAUUCGGAGAAUAGGAUACGCUACUUCUCUGCCGAAUGUCUCUACAAUAUCGCCAAAGUUUCGAAGGGCGAAGUGCUCGUCUACUUCAACGAGAUAUUCGAUGCGCUCAGCAAGUGGUUGAAAACGCCGUUUUAA